AUGGGGACUCCAGGAAAUGGGGAACCCACUUAUGCAACUAAUCACCUCCUCUUUAUUGAUGAUAUAAAACUGUUCUCUCACCAUAGUGAUUCUAUAGUUAUGAUGAUAAAAGAAGUGGAUUUGUUUUUUGAUGCAGCUGGGCUGGAGAGAAAUUUUGAAAAAUCCGCAACAAAUGUGAAGUUAUUGUCUGGCAAAGCCUGGUUCCUUGAUGGAUUGGAUGGAUAUCAAUAUUUGGGAGUCCUUGAGGAUAAGAACAGUAAUGUCCUUAAAGAAGAAAUUAUGAAUAAAAUCUAUAAAGAAGCAUCUACUCGUAUUGAAAAUUUGACAAAAACUGAUUUAAACUCAGUUAACCUGUUUAAAGGGAUAAAUGAAUAUGCACUCUCACUUUAUAACUAUUACAUUGGAUUGAUUGAUGUGGAGCCUGGAGAAUUUGAGCAGAUUGAUAAAAAUAUUCGCCGAAUUCUUAUGGACAGACGUAUACAUUUCCAACACGCAAACAAAGAAAGAUUGUAUCUACCAAGAAAUAAAUUUGGAAGAAGCCUGGAGUCUGUCAGUAAUAAAGCUGAACGGAUGCUCCUCCAAUUUUAUAAUGACUUAGAACAUAAGGCAAAUUACUGCCUGAGAAGAGAAGGAAUUCUACGGGUCAUUAAUUCAAAGAAAACCCACAUGGCCACUAUCGUAGAAUUCAUUUCCAGAAAGUACAACAUUGAGAUUGCAAAGGAUUUGACAAUGUCGACAUUGAUGGAAAUACAGCAUGAAUAUCUGCUUAAAGAAAUUGAAAAGAAGCAGAUGCACUCUAUCUUAUUUCAAUGUCUGAAAGACACGGAAGUAAAUGUUUGUGAAUCUUCUGGAUGGUUGGUUAAUGGAAAUCAUUCCCCCAUGACUGAAGGGAGACUGUGUCUACUUCAGGACCGCAACAUGUUUUUUGAUAAUGGAGAAAAUAAGUGCACGCAUUGUAACUCGGCAAGAAAAACAGUUGAUCACCUUGCAACUAGGUGCGGGAGAAUGCUGAAUAGCUCAUAUCUCAGACGGCAUAACGAAGUAGUCAGAUGUAUUCACUUACAUCUCUGUCGUCAAUAUGGAAUAAGGAAAACUAAGAGACUAAAGACACACUCAGUUCAAUCUGUUGUUAGCAAUGAAUUUGUGGAGAUUCGUGUGGAUACUACGAUUAGUACGGAUACAGCUGUGGCGAAUAACAAACCUGAUAUAUUUGUCCAUGAUAAAGUGAGGAAUACAAUCACCCUUAUCGAAGUUGGGGUUACUUCGCAAAAUUGCCUAAAGCAGGUCGAAGUUGAGAAGUUCCACAAAUAUGACUUAUUGGCAAAUGAACUUGAAGCAAUUCAUCGCGCAAAAGUGAAAGUAAUCCCUGUUGUAAUGACCUGGGAUGGAAUUGUCUCAAGAUUUUUCAAGGGUCAUCUUGAUGUCCUCAAGCUGGAAGAAAGAGUGAGAGCAUAUAUUCAGACAGUGGUUCUGAGGAAGACAUUGGAGAGCAUGCAGGCUGAAGAGAGGCAUGGUAUAUCGAUACCUAGUGAGGAGAAAGCUGAAACGGAAUGUCAACCAAGGGCAGCCUUAGAAUGUGGAGUGUGCUUCGACGAGAACACACCCAUACGGUCACUGGAUUAUGGGCCCAAAAAGAGAAGAUUAAGCUAA
Messenger RNA from Octopus sinensis (East Asian common octopus), 1650 nucleotides. RefSeq lists its product as uncharacterized. Bases 1 to 1650 code for a protein of 549 amino acids. The transcript has a single exon. Lineage: Eukaryota; Metazoa; Mollusca; Cephalopoda; Octopoda; Octopodidae. The record is from RefSeq and is a predicted model, not a curated record.